GUAAGCUGCAUCUGUCUUGUAAUACUGCAGUUCUCCUGACUUGUGCAUGCCUUAUAUAUUUAUGUGUGUUCCACCUGUUUAAAGUUUUGUUAUAAUGGAAGAGGAUCGCUUUCGAAUAAAUGGAGAAAGUUCAGAAGAAGUCAAGUUCUUAACCAAGGCGUCAGUGCCCGGCAUCACACAGGAGGAUGACUCCCUGCCAAAUAUGGAGUCAUCAGAGAGGAAGUCGCUGACGGGGUUUAAGACGGCGCCUGGGGGUCUGGACAGUGUCCUGCCGGAGAUUGGUAGCCCCGGACGGUUUAUUGUGCUACAGCUGGUCAUUCACUUUAGCACGUGCUACGCUCUGAGUGGGGCAGUACUCAUCUACGUCUUCAUAGGUUACGAGCCGCCUCACACAUGCAGUCACGUGACGAACGUAACAUCUCUGUUGUCCAGCGUCGGCCUGGACAACACCUCGGACAUUGAGAUCAUCUACGGCAAGUGCGUCAUCCAGCUCGUGCAAAACGUCAGCGGCGUCAUCAAGUCAGUGGCGGAGCUGGGCUGCGUCGCGGGGAACGAUUUCAAGGGCGGCAAACAUGUGUCGUUUAUCGCGGAGUGGGAUAUGGUAUGUAACAAUAUUGGCCUCGGAGAAUUGGCACAGACAAUUCUAAUGAUUGGGCAAACCGUUGGUGCAGUUUUCUUUACAUCUUUGGCCGAUAGAUUUGGUCGUAAAAUUGUGUGCAUGGUCUGCAAUGCGCUGAUCAUCGCGUCUGGGAUUGGAGUCGCCUACAGUCCAAACAUCUUCGUGUUACUUGUAUUCAGAUUUUUCGUUGGCUUCUUUCAACAGGGCAUGGGAUGUGUUGGCUAUACAAUGAUUGUGGAGCUCCUAACGCCGAGGUUUCGCAAAAAUAUCGGAGUGCUUGGUGGGUUUAACUGGACCAUCAGUGUUUUAACACUGGGGUUAGUGGCGUACCUCAUGCAAGACUACAGCUGGAGAAUGCUGCAGCUUGUGGUGGCGUUGUUUUCAUGUAGUGUCCUCCUGUUCCCAUUCUUCAUCUGGGAGUCUCCCCGCUGGCUUGUAGCAAACAAAAAAUACAACGAAGCUCUAAAGUUUUUGGAGAAAGCUUGUGUUAUGAGUGGCAAGGACUUUGAACGUGUGAAAGAAAGUUUUCAGUAUCACGUGGUGCAACACGAACAAGAAGUGCACAUAAAACAGGAGAUGCAUCUAGAGCAAGAGAUAUGCAUUAAAAAGGACAUGGAUCUAGAGCGCGAGAUAUGCAUUAAACAGGAGAAAGGCAUCAACCAACUUGAUGACACCACGGCCGACGAGACAUCUAAGGUUGUCAAGUACAACAUCACAGACAUUCUGCGUCAUAAAACUUUGCUUGUCACAUCUCUUGUCAUUUGGUUUGCAUGGAUUACCAACACAAUCACAUAUUAUGGUCUGUUUUUAACCUCUUCGUCAUUAGUUGGAAACAGAUACGUAAACUUUAUCCUAAUGGGAUUGGUGGAUAUACCUGGUGACAUAUCCAACUUAUUUCUGCUCCACUUCUUCGGCAGAAAGACAGUGAUCAUGGGUCUGAUGACAGUAGCAGGCACUAGUCUGCUGACCUCUACUCUAUUAGUCGCUCUAGGCACCUCAAAUACAGCAAUUAUAAUGUCGACUGUGUUUUCCUUUAUUGGCAAAUUUGGAAUUGGGGCGUCUUUCAACACGCUUUUUCUGUACACACCAGAACUGUUCCCUACUAAUUUAAGGUCAGCUGGACUUGGUAUCUGCUCAAGUGUAUCAAGACUUGGUGGAAUGCUGGUGCCUUACUCUAACCUUUUGGCAGACAUGGCUCUCUGGGCACCAGGAACUAUAUUUUCAGCGAUGUGCUUUAUAUCUGUAGUGAUGUUUAUCCGACUUCCUGAAACAAGGGGCAGACCACUACCAAACACAAUUGCAGAGAUGAAACAGUGGUGGUCAUAAAAUGUUACAUUAACUAUAUCAAAAUAAAGAACUUUGUAAA
Molecule: messenger RNA, 1985 nt
Organism: Physella acuta
Lineage: Eukaryota; Metazoa; Mollusca; Gastropoda; Physidae
Product: solute carrier family 22 member 6-A
Biological process (GO): transmembrane transport
Molecular function (GO): transmembrane transporter activity
Source: RefSeq, a predicted model, not a curated record